Messenger RNA from Pestalotiopsis fici W106-1, 912 nucleotides. RefSeq lists its product as uncharacterized. NCBI's taxonomy places the organism in Eukaryota, Fungi, Ascomycota, Sordariomycetes, Amphisphaeriales, Sporocadaceae. The record is from RefSeq and is a predicted model, not a curated record. The transcript has a single exon. The coding region runs from base 1 to 912 and encodes 303 amino acids.
AUGCGUAAACAUUUGCUUCUUUUCGCGAUCCUACAUGUUGCUAAUGUGGCAAAUGGCUCAGUCCAGCAACUGACAGAUAUCGAUCGAAGAAAUCUAGAGCCGGAAUCAGUGGAAAUUGUCGACCUUUUACCACUAGUCCAGCAUCCAGAUGAUGUAGCAAAACGCUUUGAUAUACCUGGCGUGGAUCUUGAUUCGGUGGCCGACGAAGUUUGGGGCAAGGUCAAGAGCGAGGUUGCCGAUGCAGUAGAUGCAGCCAAGAAGACAUUUGAUGAUGCUGUAAGCACGGCCAAGGAGACUCUGGACAAAGCUGUCGCUAUGGCCAAGGAAGCGAUCGAAAAGAUCAAGGACGAGGUCGAGAAGAUCUGGGAAGAAGUCAAGAAGAAAGUGGCCGAGCUCGAAGACAAGGUCUUUUCGGCGAUCCAUGAUUGGAUCCAUGAUCAUAUCGUUGAGCCCUUGAUAAAGCUCCUGGUCAUUAUUCUCGUCAUUCUGCUGUUUCUACCGACUUGGUGGCUCAUACACAUCAUCGCCAAGCUCUUCGAUAGUACGCGCAAGACCAGACCGGCGCCUCAGCAGAAUGUUGAAAUGCAGUCCUGGGACGAAGGCAUCAUCAACGGUGGGAUUGUGCAGCCAUCACGUCCCAAAAAGAAUUGGGCGUAUUACGUGGUCCGGAGCUGGGAAAAAUAUGGGCUGGGUGCCGUGUGCCUGUUGUGUCCAUUCGUGGGUGGGUUUAUAUCAUGGCUGGAGGCGCGGAAGGUGCCGAAGCUGGACCGCAAAAUGCGAGGACUGCGUGGAGAUGUUCAAGACCUACAGCUUGAGAUACAGGCAUUAAAAGCUUGGAGAGCGGGGCAGGAGAAGUCGAAGAGAGAAGAGGGGAACAAGCUGAGGUCUGGGACAGAUCGUCAGAAUUGGUAA